AUGGGGACCACAGCCCCAGGGCCCAUUCACCUGCUGGAGCUCUGUGACCAGAAGCUCAUGGAGUUUGUCUGUAAUGUGGACAAUAAGGACAUGGUGUGGCUGGAAGAGAUUGAGGAGGAGGCUGAGCGCAUGUUCACCAGAGAAUUCAGCAAGGAGCCUGAGCUAAUGCCCAAAACACCUUCUCAGAAGAACCGACGGAAGAAGAGGCGGGUUUCUUCUGUUCAGGAUGAAAAUAGAGAUCCAAUUCGGAAAAGGUUAUCCCGCAGGAAGUCUCGGAGCAGUCGCCUGAGCACCCGGUACCUCCGUAGCAAGGACAGGGUGGAGAAGCUGGCUACGGUGAUGGGAGAGAACGGCUCUGUCCAGCUGACCCGUGCGGCGGUGGCAGCUGCUGCCACCUCGGCUGCUCCCUCACCCACCUCCGAGUCCCCCAGAACGUUGACCAAGAAGCCCAAGAACACCACCACCCCGUGCCAGUUGGUGCCCAUGGUGGCCAUAGGACUUAGUGAACGGCUGUGUGCUGAGCAGUACCUCACCCAGCCCAGGCCGGUCCCAGCUGCAUCGCAGGCUCCCACCUCACAGGGUGUCCCAUCUUCAGACAGUGAGUCCACACCCACGAAGUCAGAGGCUGGGAGACCUGAGUCUGUCACCGUGAGCUCCCUGAUGACUACCCCCCAGGGCCCCAAGGGCCAAGGGGCCGGGCGGUCCGCAUCCAAGCUCAGGAUUGCUCACGCCUCCUCCAUCCCACCUGACUCACCAGACUCUCUGUGGCGGGAACGGGUGCUGGCUCCUCUCCUGCCAGAUAACUCCAGCACCAAGACAGGCUCCCACUCCAACACACGGUCAGUGCGGCGCAGCUUGAUCCCCUCAGGUCCCCAGGAGGAGCAGGAGGACACGGUCCGCAGGUCUAGCAAAAGGCUAGCCAACAAGACCCCCAAAGAACCGGCCGCUUCUGCCCGUAUCAUCUGUCACAGUUACCUGGAGAGACUCCUGAAUGUGGAGGUACCCCAGAAAAUCAUCCCCAACCUGAAGGAGCCCAGCCAGGAAGCAGAGCCCUUAGAGGCCACGGAGCUGGAGAACUCCAAGAACAAAGAGAACAGCUUGUGGCCUCAAAAAACCACCAAGAUCACCAUUAGCACAUCCGGCUCACAGCCUGAAGCUGGCGACCAGGAAUCCUCCUCUGAAAGCCAGAAUGAGUCCACGCCUGACAAGGCAGAUGAGACCAAGGAACCGCCUAAGAGUGUCAGGAGAAAGCGCAGCUACAAGCAGGCGGUGAGCGAGCUGGACGAGGAACGGCACCUAGACGAUGAGGAGCUGCAGCCCCCCAGAAACAAGACCCCCUCCCCACCCUGCCCUGCCAACAAGGUGGUACGGCCCCUGCGCACCUUCCUGCACACAGUGCAGAGGAACCAGAUGCUCAUGACCCCGACCUCCACAUCCCGCAACAGCGUCAUGAAGUCUUUCAUCAAGCGUAACACCCCAUUGCGCGUGGACCCCAAGUGCAGCUUUGUCGAGAAGGAGCGGCAGCGCCUGGAGACCCUGCGGCGGAAGGAGGAGGCCGAGCAGCUCCGCCGACAGAAAGUGGAGGAGGACAAGCGGCGGCGACUGGAGGAGGUGAAACUGAAACGUGAGCAGCGCCUCCGCAAGGUGCUGCAGGCCCGCGAGCGGGUGGAGCAGUUGAAGGAGGAGAAGAAGAAGCAGAUGGAGCAGAAGCUUGCUCAGAUCGACGAGAAGACCGAGAAGGCCAAGGAGGAGCGGCUGGCAGAGGAGAAAGCUAAGAAAAAGGCAGCAGCCAAGAAAAUGGAGGAGGUGGAGGCACGCAGGAAGCAGGAAGAGGAGGCUCGGAGGCUCAAGUGGCUGCAGCAGGUGAGUGAGGAACGACGCCACCAAGAGCUGUUGCAGAAGAAGAAAGAGGAGGAACAGGAACGGCUGCGGAAGGCAGCGGAGGCCAAGAGGCUGGCGGAGCAGCAGGAGCGGGAGCAGGAGCGGCAGCUAGCGGAGCAGCAGAAGCGGAAGGACCUCGAGCGCAAGAGGGAGCUGGAGCGGCUCCAGGCUGAGAGGGAGGCACAGGAAAGGGAGAAAGCCCUGCGGUUACAGAAAGAACGGCUGCAGAGAGAACUGGAGGAAAAGAAGAAUAAGGAAGAACAGCAGCGUCUGGCUGAGCAGCGGCUGCAGGCGGAGCAGGAGAAAAAAGGCAAGGAGGCGGCGGUGGUCAGCAAAGGCCCGAGUGUGACCAUGGACGUGCAGUCUCCAGCUUGUACCUCUUAUCAGAUGACUCCACAAGGGCACAGGGGGGUCCCCAAGAUCAACCCAGAUAACUACGGAAUGGACCUGAACAGCGAUGACUCCACCGAUGACGAGGCCCACCCCCGGAAGCCCAUCCCCGCCUGGGCCAGCGGUACCCAGCUCAGCCAGGCCAUCAUCCACCAGUACUACCACCCCUUGAACCUUCUCGAACUCUUUGGGACCAUUCUCCCACUGGACUUGGAGGACAUCUUCAAGAAGAGCAAGCCACGCUAUCACAAACGCACCAGCUCUGCUGUCUGGAACUCGCCGCCCCUGCAGGCCAGCAGGGUCCCUGGCAGCUUGACGUAUGGUCUGAAGAAGUACUGA
Molecule: messenger RNA, 2610 nt
Organism: Chrysochloris asiatica (Cape golden mole)
Lineage: Eukaryota; Metazoa; Chordata; Mammalia; Afrosoricida; Chrysochloridae
Gene: INCENP
Product: inner centromere protein antigens 135/155kDa
Exons: 18
Coding region: 1-2610 (869 amino acids)
Biological process (GO): meiotic spindle midzone assembly; mitotic cytokinesis; positive regulation of protein serine/threonine kinase activity
Cellular component (GO): meiotic spindle midzone; chromosome passenger complex; midbody
Molecular function (GO): protein serine/threonine kinase activator activity
Source: RefSeq, a predicted model, not a curated record